This is a messenger RNA of Desarmillaria tabescens, 1100 nucleotides long. RefSeq lists its product as uncharacterized. The coding region runs from base 1 to 1002 and encodes 333 amino acids. The transcript is spliced from 4 exons. Lineage: Eukaryota; Fungi; Basidiomycota; Agaricomycetes; Agaricales; Physalacriaceae. The record is from RefSeq and is a predicted model, not a curated record.
AUGGGGGUUCACUUCUACGACAGAAGCCCCAGUGGUCCUGAUGAGCAGUAUGCCAGGCUAGGCCCACCUCGAUCCCUCUUGAAGGCUGGCAUACCCUGCGUCGUUUGGGCAGAAGACGCGCUCUCUAUCAUUCAUCGCGUGCCCACAGUGCUUUUUGAUCAACAGCUGUUGGUGCCCGACAAUUAUGUGAAAGUUGCAGCUCAGGUUAUAUGCUCUGACCUUCCUUACUCUAUCAGAAGCACGGACAACGAUGAACGGUGGAAGGAUUUCUCUAGGUUCAAUAAGGAUCGCCCCCACGCCUUCGAUUUGAACACAUCUACAAUCUUCUUACAACAUGACGACCCAGCCUUGGCCCAUGAAACUAACAAACCUGUGCGCAUCUUCGUACACGCUGCCUCCGUAUUUCAUUUUGAUGUCCAAGAUCCUUCUCGCUCCUGUAUGAACCCGUCUCCACCAUCCGAAGAUUCUAGUUCCAUUCGCUUCCCUACACUCCCAGCAUUUUACGACGCCAUUGUCGACACAAAGCAUGACCCUCCCCUCCCCUUCAUUCAUCAGAAAUUUGAAGCGUCUUUGGCGUCCUUUCAAUCUUAUCUCACCAUGUACACGCUUUCCGACAAAGGAAUAACAUCUGUUAAGAAUCCGGCAGGUGAUGGACGGGUCCUCAUCCCCGCCUGCUUGGAGUUAUUGCAGAAAAUCAAAGACGAGAAUCGGCCAUUUCUGAUUCGUCAUUUUUUGUCUCUAAAGCCCCUGGAAUGUCACGAGUCUGAAAUGGAGCGGAUGGUGAUCAAGGAGGAACGUUUCCUGCGAAUUGACAUCCCAUAUCAACGACCGAGCCACCCCUUGCCUUAUCAUCCAUUCUAUCGUUCUCGAGGUUGGGAUCUUCCCGCUCAGGAACCUCGACUUACCCCUUACUUGAUUCGGAAUCCUAGCAGGAAGCUGGAUCUGGACUGGCGCCCGCUGGCGAAGUAUGCAUCGAUGGCACGUAAGAUGAUGAGCCGGUAGUUUCCUGUGUAAAAGGUCAUUCUCGACGCUCGCAGAGAUAUUCAUAUAAAGCACUAACCCAUCCGAAGGGGUAUAAGCUGAGGCGCGUCGUCAAAAAC